Molecule: messenger RNA, 6018 nt
Organism: Phycodurus eques (leafy seadragon)
Lineage: Eukaryota; Metazoa; Chordata; Actinopteri; Syngnathiformes; Syngnathidae
Product: E3 ubiquitin-protein ligase RNF31-like
Exons: 34
Coding region: 57-4628 (1523 amino acids)
Biological process (GO): regulation of DNA-templated transcription; protein linear polyubiquitination
Cellular component (GO): LUBAC complex
Molecular function (GO): linear polyubiquitin binding; K63-linked polyubiquitin modification-dependent protein binding; ubiquitin protein ligase activity
Source: RefSeq, a predicted model, not a curated record
CGUGCUGCCUUCAAGACCACUCGAUCACGUCCAGCUAGCAGCGGCAUUAAGGCCAGAUGGAGGAGGCGAGGAGGCGAGGCCAGGGCCUCCUGACCUCGGGCCUGGCCGUGGACGUGAAGGCCGAGGUCCAGUCGAUGGCCAAGUUCCCGCUGCCGCCGUCCCAGAAGUACCGUCACCUCAAGGUGGAGAAAAUGCUGAAGGAGAACGUUUCUGGCAGCAACAAAGCUCAGGUGUUGGAGUCGUUAACUCAUUUGAUGAAGGCCUUGAACAUACUGGAGAAAUACGGCUGCAACCUGACCAGCCCCACCCGGCCCAAGUGCUGGCGCAGCGUCAAGUACUUUAACCCGGUCUUCAGGACUACAGUGGACGCCAUCCAGGGCGGCCGCGGCGUGCUCAUCCUUUACGGCUACACCGUGCAGCAGUCGGACGGCCUCGGCUUCCCCGACGACGUCGCCGAGCCUGACCGUGAAACCGUCGCCAUGGUGACACUGGAGGUCAUGACGUUGCGUUCGGAGAUAGACAUGCUCAUCAAGGGCACACAUCCUCACCAGGAAAUCUUCAAAGACGUCAUCCCCCAUUUCGUCGUUCAGGAGGAUACGAUGGCGACUGACGCCGCCGUGAUCCCGCCGCGAGAAGAUACGUCAGCGUGCAAGCCAGCGCCUCCGCCCCUGCUGCCCAAGCCCAGACUGCCGGCAGCCGGAGAUGCUCAGAAACCGCCGUCAUCGUCGGUCCAGUGCAAUCUGUGCGGAGGCCCGGCAACGAUAGUGUGCCCCUCGUGCGACAGUCAAUCCUUUUGUGACGCGUGUGACGACCUCUUCCACCGCCAUCCCACCAGAACCAAUCACAAGCGAGACCGAGGACCGAAAACGAUGCCGCUGGAAAUAUGUUCCAUCUGCGGCGUGUCUUCCGUGCACGCUCAGUGCGCCACGUGCGUGCACGCGCUGUGCCUCAAGUGCGACGACCUUUUCCACUCGCAUCCCGAGCGAAAAGGUCACAGCAGGACGGUGCUCGCGCCCGCCAAGACCAACAGUGCGUCGACGUGGACGUGCGUUCACUGCACCACCGUCAACAAGUCGCACGACGCACUUUGCGCUACCUGCAAACGUAGCGUCACGCCCCCCAACGCAGAGUGGCAGUGUAAGAGCUGCACAGUCAUCAAUCAAGGCAGCAGCAUCCUGUGUGAGGUGUGUGAGCGCCCCCGUCUGGCCCCUCGCCCGUCCAUCGCCCCGGGGCUUUCCAGCCCGGGUUCUGGUUCUGGGGCCGGAGUGCAGUGGACGUGUCAGGUCUGCACCUUCGUCAACACCUCGUCCACGGGGGCGUGCGAGGUGUGCGGCUCUGCGGCUAAAUCGUCGGACGGACCCCCGUGUCCUCCCAAGCCCUCGGGCGACGCGAAGCCUCAAGCCGUGACGCCGCAGCCCAAGCCUCGAGUCAACUUGGCGCUGAAAAGGCAGGACCGCAUGAGGGAAGACGGACUCAAGCUUAUACGCCAGUUCAAAGAAGCCGAGAAGCGCGGCAUCAGCCCCGAGGAAGUGUACGCCGCGCUGCGCGUGUGCGACGGCAGCAGCGUGGACCCCUGCGAUUGGCAGGCGUCAGAACUGCCCCACCUGCUGGACGAGAUCUGCGCCAUGGCGGCCUCCGUGCACGUGAGCGUCUCGGCCGGCGGCGAAGGAGUCAAGCUGUCGAGAGCCGAGGCCAAGCUGGCCUGGCUGCAAACGGGGGGCGACACUGAGCGAGCCGUCAAGCAGCUCCUCCGAGACCGACAGAUGAAGAUGAGGGAGCUGCACUCUCUGGGCUUCAGGGACGCGCGUCAGUGCGAGGAGGCCCUGCGACAAAGCGCCGGCGAGGUGAAGGGGGCCCUGUCUGUGCUGCAGCGCCCCCUACUAGACGCCUUCCACAAGCGCAUCUGGAGCGAGCAGCCCGAGCCGCCCGUGGACCCCAAUCACCCCGACAAAGAGCGGAUGUGCCGGCGUCUGCUGGCGCUGUACGGCCUGCCCAGCUGGGGGCGCUGCGAGCUCACCCUGUCGCUGCUGCAGGAGCCGGGCGUGGCCUACUCGCUGGAGGACGUGGUGCAAGCGGUCAGGGCGUCGCACGACCGCGACUUCAUCAAGCGCGUCCUCAACAACGAGUGUCCGUGCUGCCUGAGCAUCUUCCCUCGUAGCAAGAUGCAGUCCCUGACGUCGUGUCAGUGCUCGGUGUGUCUGGAGUGUUUCACGCAGCACUUCACCAUCACGGUGCGCGACAAACAUAUCCGGGACAUGGUUUGUCCCAUCUGCCGCGAGCCUGACAUCAAUGACCCCGAGCAGCUGGAUAGCUACUUCUCCAUGCUGGACAUCCAGCUGCGGGAAUGUUUGGAGCCGGACGUCUAUGAGCUGUUCCACCGAAAGCUGACUGACCACGCGCUAAAGAAGGAUCCCAAGUUCCUGUGGUGCUGCCAUUGCGUCUCCGGCUUCAUCAAUGAAGGCGAUCAGCUGAAGGUGACGUGUUUGUCCUGCUGCAACAGCUUCUGCGCCCAGUGCAAGAAACCAUGGGAGACUCAGCAUCAAGAUCAGUCCUGCGAGCAAUUCCAGCAGUGGAAGCGGGACAACGACGUCGAGUAUCAAAGACAAGGCCUGGCCGGCUACCUGAGGGACAACGGCAUCACUUGUCCUCAGUGUCACUUCCAGUACGCGCUGACGAAAGGUGGCUGCAUGCACUUCAGCUGCAGUCAGUGCAGGUACCAGUUCUGCAGCGGCUGCAACAACCCUUACUACAAGACGGGCUGCAGGACGGAGCAGUGCAGCUUCUCGGGCCUCCACGCUCAUCAUCCUCGCGACUGCCUCUUCUACCUGCGUGACUGGGACGCCAUUAGGCUGCAGGCGCUGCUGAAAAGGGGAGGCGUGGCCUUCAACACAGAACCUUCUGAUGAACUGCAGACGGACACGUGCGGCGUGAUGGAGCAGAGGGACGAAGGAGGUCAGCCCGCCGACUUGCCGUGCGGCGUCCAGUCUCGGCCGGGCCAGGCCGGACUCUGCGAGAAACACUACCGAGAGUACCUGGUCAGUCUGAUCAAUGCCCACUCGCUCGACCCCGCACCUCUCUACGACGGCUGCGAGCUGAUCCGAGCCUGCGAAAGGUACCAGGUGGACGCGAAAAGGCCCGAGAACGAGGACGACGUCGCCAACCACGCCCGUCUGCUCACGAAACUGAUGGAGGUUCCUCUGGGCGAAAAGGUUCCCAGGAACGCGACUCACCACGCGUUCCUGUGCUUCGUCAUUGCCCAACACACACACACGAGCAGGCCACGGGGGCGCGGACGCGAAGAUCCCAAAAACGGCAGCACAAGCCGCGGCCAGCGAGCGUGCCUCGGACUUGCUUGCUCGGAACCCAUGGCCCCUGCGACGCCGCGAAGCACCCGCAGGCUGCGCUCGUGGAUCGUGGAACAGGUGAGCAGCGGGAAAUUUCCUGGUUUGAGAUGGGAAGACGAGGCCGAAACCAUGUUCCGCAUCCCGUGGAAACACGCCGGGAAGCAGGACUUCCGGAAGGACGAGGACGCUGCCAUCUUUAAGGCGUGGGCGGAGUUCAAGGGCAAGCUGAGCGAAAGCAACCCGGCCGUGUGGAAGACGCGCCUGCGCUGCGCUCUCAACAAGAGCCCCGAGUUCAGCGAGGUCGUAGACCGAGCCCAGCUGGACAUCUCGGAGCCAUACAAAGUGUACCGUCUGGUGCCCGUCAGCGAGCAGGACGCACAGACGCUGGAGAGGAAACGAGGAGAGAAAAGAGCCAGGAAGUGGAAGAGGAGGAGCGGCGACGUGGCGGCCGGCCAAGAUGUCGCUGAUCCCAAGCAGAUGAAGACGGAGGAUGAAGUCCAAGUUCAGCUGCAUGCAAAAGACGUUGUGCAAAGUGCACAUUUCCUGCCAGAAGCACACCCGGCCCAGACGGACGCCCCCGUGCAGGAUGCCCCGCUCAGCGAAAUCCGACUGGACGUCCGCAUUGAGGAAAGUGUCACGCCUCCUCAGGAAGACAAGGACUCGUUGCACAUAGCGGUGCACUAUUUGGGCCAGAAAGUGCUGACGCGUCACAUCCACGGGCCCGACGUGCGGGUCCUGUACGUGCCGUCGUCCUCGCCCGUGCCACCCACGCCGGCCCCCGACGUCUGCUUCCCGCGCAUCCACCUGCCGGAGCCGCCGCCCUCGCUGCCCGACGACAGGGCGGCGUUACUCUCCCUGCUGCCCUUCAUGGAGAAGGGCGUGGCGCUAACGUCCACCCAGCAGGGCGUCUACGGCCGACGCUUCUGCCGGGGCCGGGUCUUCUGGACGGGGCCGCACACUUCCUCGCCCGGCCUGCGCAAGAUGGAGAGGAACUCCGAGCCAGUCCUGCUCUUCAGCAAAGACACCUUCAAGCAACAGCUGGAUGACUUCCGUGUGAACGGUGGCGAGCCGCCGCAGUCCAGCCUCACUCUUUGCUUUGGAGAAGAACUGAGCGGCUCCGAAGAUCCGUCCGGAAAAUUCAUCAUUGUUCAGGUGAGGCUGCCGUGGGCCGAGCAGCAGGUCCAAAGCGCUCACUCCAUCGUGGAGUCCUUCACCCUCCUGCAGUCGCCGCUGGACGAGAUCACGCUCAGCCUCGCCGUGCCGACCGUGGAGCAGGCGCCCUGAGGGAAGGGCGCGGGAGGAGAGCGGCUUUUAACCCCUCAAACGACACUGACGUCACUUUUCUUUUUUAAACAAAAGAGUUUGGACACCUCAAGUUUGAACUCUGCAUGACUGGCGAGCCUUGAAUGGAAAAAGGUGUACACUACGUGUGUGUGUGUACACAAAACACUUCAACUGGAUUUACACUGUAGCUCCAAGUGGCCAAUUCCAAUACAUUUUGUUGACGCUCUAUUUCGAUGUACAGUGGAUAUAAAAAGUCUACACAUCCUUUUAAUCACAAGGUUUUUUUUUUUUUGGUAUUACAAAACGAGAUCAAUCAUUUCAAAACUUUUAACGUGACUUAUAACCUGAAUACAAUGGGAUUAAAAUAUUUUCAAGAGGGGAAGUAAACUAUGUGGCAUACUCGAACCGCUGAACUUUAUUUGGGGUUCAUCAGAGGCACAUCAAAGGGUGGCAGGUAUGUGCUGAUUUCCAUUUAACGGGUUUCAAUGUGAUCGGUUAAUUCUGAUGACAGCAGCAUCCCAAGUUAUGCGGGUGUGCACACUUGUGCCACCACAUCGCAGUUAUUUUUACUUCCCCUCACAAAAAAACAGUAUUAGAACAGUAUUAGAACAACUUUUUAUGUCCACUACAUUUUAAGGGACAUGUUUUAAAUGACUUUCUACAUUUUUGGAACACAUGAAAUGACUGAGAUGCCCAAGUUGCAUGUAAAUAACUCCACAAGUGUCAACACUGAAGAAAACAAGAAUACAUAACACAAACCAUGAAUUAAAAUGAAGGGAAUGUCCACAUUAUUUUACCACUUCAAUGUUGUAUGCAUCUCUAGUGUAGUAUGUUUAAGCCAUAUUUAAUCAUCUACGCUUUGACUGUAGAUUUGCAGCAGCUGUUUUUUUUAAUGGCAUUGAGUUAUAUCCUACCUGUGUUCACGUUGCACUCGCGUCGGCAAAUAUCUGAUAUGCAUCACAUUUAUUUUUAUGUCCCAAUUAUGACACGGGGUGGGGGGGGGGGGGGGAAGAGAGAAACAAUCAUGUUACUAAAAUCCAACUGUAAAAAUUAAGGAACUAUGUAGAAAUUAGUUGAGGUGCUUCAUUUAGACAAAAGUGGUGCUUUGCCACCAUCUUUAUAGGCAGUUCUAAACCUUUUUAGGGGUGGCUGUCAAUUACUUGCGGAUUUCCGGUGGUUCUUCAUUAAACAAAACGGUCGCGCGGUAGGGUCAUUUAAUGGAGCCAGGAUCAAGUCCAACAUGGUGGAAUGUGAAGUGGAGUCUCCGUGGGGUGCGUUUACAUGUCCUCGAAGGACACUCACGACUGGGGAGGGGGUCCUCAUGUUGCUAUUGUUAUUUGUUAUGUUGUGUUAGUCAAACAAAAAAGACAAUAAAAAUCUUUCUACAGUA